Messenger RNA from Trematosphaeria pertusa, 1861 nucleotides. RefSeq names its product cytochrome P450. Gene Ontology annotation, molecular function: monooxygenase activity; heme binding; iron ion binding. NCBI's taxonomy places the organism in Eukaryota, Fungi, Ascomycota, Dothideomycetes, Pleosporales, Trematosphaeriaceae. The coding region runs from base 199 to 1764 and encodes 521 amino acids. The transcript has 10 exons. The record is from RefSeq and is a predicted model, not a curated record.
CUCAGAUAGUCAUCCUCUCUGAAACACGCCGAACGGACAAUAGAAUCAGACGCAGGAAACAGUUGUUGAACAUGAAGGAGCUAGUAUAUAAUGAGUCUUAGUGCACGACCAGGUCACGUCAAGCCGAUUGUAUUUGUGGCUCACCUUUCACUUCUUUCACUUCAUGCACCUCCUUGUACUUAGCUCAGUCCAGCAGAUAUGUUGCAAGUCCUUUUCUACAAACUCUUCCUCGCAGUAGCCUUCGGAUAUGUACGCAUCGGCCUGAUCUUUUUGGCUGCCUGUGUAACAUGGAGGGCGUUCACCAUCUACCGUAUACAUCGAAAUCGUCCUAGAAACAUCUAUAUCACCUCAAAGUCGUAUUCGAUCGGCAAAUGGGUCAAGAACUUCGAUUUUAUCACCAAUGCUCCGACUCAUAUCCUUCGAACAUCCCGGAAGCUAGGCUACUCAUCGUCGUUCGCUAUCCCUUCCCUUGUUGAACACCAGGUACUUGUCGCAGGUCAACAGGAUGUUGAGGCGCUUUGCAACAGCAGUGAAGGGGUCCUCUCUUUUCAUGAGGCUAUGACGGAUAGAAUGAAACACUAUUACACCAUGUACGGCUUCGAACACAACAACAUCGACCCACACGAUAACGUUCCAAUACGUGCUGUCAAAGUCCUUCUUCGAAUGCAUAUUCCAGUCCUCCGGCCUUUGAUUCGCCGCAAAAUCCGCGAAGGAUUUGAGACAGCGGUGGCUAACGGGCACAGAGUAAAAAAUUGGUCGUCUGUCUCGAUCUUUCAGCUUUCGAAGAUGGUCAUUGAGGAGUCGAACGCCCAAGUCAUCUUAGGCGAUGAACUCGGAAACAAUCCCGAGUGUGUCAGGGCGGCUAUUCGGUAUAGCACGGACGCAGUAAUCACUGCCGAAAUUUGUCGACAGCUGCCCCCUAUGUUCACGCCCAUCAUCGCCACGACACUUAUGCGGUGGAGCGGCGCAAUGGACAAAGUCGCCAACUUCAUUCGACCGGUAGUGGAAGAACGAAUGCGGACGCCUUCGAAAGAAUCGAGCAAUGCCACUUCCUACAAUGACUGCAUCCAAUGGACCAUUGACUCGUCACAUACUCCGGCGCAGCGAGCUACCCCACGACUUGUAGCACAGAUAAUCGGUAUUCUCCUUGCGUCUUCGCAUCAGAUGUCAAUGGUCCUUGUGUAUAUCAUAUACGCCCUUUGCGACCACCCCGAGUACAUUGAGCCUCUGAGGAAAGAAAUUGUCGAGGCUGUAAACAAGAACUCUAAAGAUCCCUUGAAAGAAAUGCAUCUACUGGACAGCUUUUUGACGGAAACAUCGCGCCUCUAUCCCCCAGACGCCCUAACGGUUCAACGCAAGGUUAAGAAACCAUUCACUCUCCCAAGUGGGGCGGUCAUUCCGACUGGGAAUCUUAUUGCCGUUCCAGUCCUUGCUCAGGCUCGCAAUCCAGAAGUAUUUCCGAACCCUGAAACAUUUGAUGGACGACGUUUCCUUCUCAAGGAUGGCCAAACCAAGGAUAAGGAUGCAGUAUCUCGGUUUACUGAUGUUCGCUACUCAUUCUCGUUUUGGGGCGCGCCCCGUAAAGGCUGUCCUGGAAGGUGGUACGUCUCCGAAACCUUGAAGCAGGCCAUGGUACAUCUCCUCGCGAACUAUGACUUCGAGUUGGAAGAUGAACAUGCAAGCCGAUUUAUGUACUGGACCACCGCUAUAUUCCCACGGCCAGCCAGGAGGAUUCUGUUGAAGGAGAGGGGGAUCGUUUGUUAAAGAGACAUGCGCUAGUCCAGAAGCUUGCAGAUGUGCCUAGGCAUAUGUACCUGUAUUUGGAAGUCUAGUCACCUUUAUUAGAUAUCGGAUGAUGAAC